UUUCCCAGGCCACAAGCAGGGAGCUGGAUGGGAAGCAGGACAACCAUGAUCAGAACCGGCGCACGUAUGGGAUCCUGACAUAUGCAAGGAGCUCUGUGUGACCAGGCCUUUGGGACCUCAGAUCUGCGCUGGAGGCUCUUGUGAGGAGAUGAGGUGGUGAGCAGAGGCCGGCAUGAAGAUGCUGCCAGGAGUGGGAGUGUUUGGGACUGGCAGCUCUGCCCGGGUCCUGGUGCCCCUGCUGAGGGCAGAAGGCUUCACUGUGGAGGCUCUGUGGGGGAAGACCGAGGAGGAGGCCAAGCAGCUGGCAGAGGAGAUGAACAUUACCUUCUACACCAGCCGUACCGAUGACGUUCUGCUGCAUCAAGACGUGGACCUGGUGUGCAUCAAUAUCCCGCCGCCACUCACUCGGCAGAUCUCUGUGAAGGCACUAGGUAUUGGCAAGAAUGUAGUUUGUGAGAAGGCAGCAACCUCGGUGGAUGCCUUCCGCAUGGUGACAGCCUCCCGCUACUACCCGCAGUUGAUGAGCCUGGUGGGGAACGUGCUGCGCUUCCUGCCCGCUUUCGUGCGCAUGAAGCAGCUGAUAGCCGAGCACUACGUGGGCGCCGUGAUGAUCUGCGACGCCCGCGUCUACUCAGGCAGCCUGCUCAGCCCCAGCUACGGCUGGAUCUGUGAUGAGCUCAUGGGCGGCGGGGGCCUGCACACCAUGGGCACCUACAUCGUGGACCUGCUGACGCACCUCACUGGCCAGAGAGCCGAGAAGGUGCACGGGCUGCUCAAGACCUUCGUGAGGCAGAACGCCGCCAUCCGCGGCAUCCGCCACGUCACCAGCGAUGACUUCUGUUUCUUCCAGAUGCUCAUGGGCGGGGGAGUGUGCAGCACAGUGACGCUCAACUUCAACAUGCCAGGCGCCUUUGUGCACGAGGUCAUGGUGGUGGGCUCAGCGGGGCGCCUUGUGGCCCGGGGCGCCGACCUGUACGGGCAGAAGAACUCGGCCUCGCAAGAGGAACUGCUGCUGAGGGACUCGCUGUCGGUGGGUGCAGGGCUGCCUGAGCCGGGGCCCCAGGAUGUCCCCCUGCUCUACCUGAAGGGCAUGGUCUACAUGGUGCAGGCGCUGCGCCAGUCCUUCCAGGGGCAGGGGGACCGUCGCACCUGGGACCACACCCCUGUCGCCAUGGCCGCGUCCUUUGAGGAUGGGCUCUACAUGCAGAGCGUGGUGGAUGCCAUCAAAAGGUCCAGCCGCUCUGGGGAGUGGGAGAGCGUGGAGGUGCUGACUGAAGAGCCGGAUACCAACCAGAACCUUUGUGAGGCGCUGCAGCGGAAUAACCUGUGAGCCAGCGUGUGCAUGAUCCUCCCUGGCAUGGCAGGGGCCUGGGAGGGACCAGGGAACUGUGAUGGGAGUGCAGCUGCACCCAAGACUGCCCCAUUGGAUGAGUCAGCCUAGCCAGGGUUGAAUGAAGCCACAGCCGCGGAGGUCCCGUCAGCAGCUUUUUCACCCCUCGGACUUGCAGGGCACCUACCCUGCUCAGGGCUGGCCCAAGCCCCCUGCAGGCCUCUUUAUGGUUAUCCUAGUGAGCCCGGGCCAGCACGAGCCCGCCCUGUGGGCUCCUCUACCUGGUCUCUGGUCCCACCUGGCUGAGAACGCACAGCCAGGAGCCCACAGGGCUGCCUCCUGAAGCCUGAGGAGAAGCAACAGAAGCAGGCAACCAGGCCCUUCUUGGCUGCGGCGACAUUCUCAGGCAUGGCGAGGGCAGCCAGUCAUCACUCAGGGAGCCACCCUGCCCUCCCAUGCAGCGGCCCCACGGGCUCUCCCUCUUCUCCACAGAGACACCAUGUUUUGUAGCUCUGUACUCCUUAGGAAGAUAGCCUCUGAUAUGGCAGAAAGGAGACAAGGGAGUGCUCUAGAAUGUUAGGAAAUACCAAUAAAUCAGAAAAUGCA
Messenger RNA from Ochotona curzoniae (black-lipped pika), 1936 nucleotides. It is a transcript of the gene GFOD2, whose product is annotated as glucose-fructose oxidoreductase domain containing 2. The coding region runs from base 173 to 1330 and encodes 385 amino acids. The record is from RefSeq and is a predicted model, not a curated record. The transcript is spliced from 3 exons. Lineage: Eukaryota; Metazoa; Chordata; Mammalia; Lagomorpha; Ochotonidae. Gene Ontology annotation, biological process: extracellular matrix organization. Gene Ontology annotation, cellular component: extracellular matrix. Gene Ontology annotation, molecular function: nucleotide binding.